Molecule: messenger RNA, 1668 nt
Organism: Rubroshorea leprosula
Lineage: Eukaryota; Viridiplantae; Streptophyta; Magnoliopsida; Malvales; Dipterocarpaceae
Source: the annotation of a GenBank genome assembly
UCACUCGUCUGCUCCUCUCCUCCGACUGAGUAUUGCACAGUUGCAGCUUGUAACUUUCCCGGGAAAAUCCCAUCUCCCUUUCGGGAAAUUCAUCCAUGGCAAUGCCCAAACUGGAACUGCGGCCCCUUGGAAAUACGGGCCUUAAGGUCAGCAGCGUCGGAUUCGGAGCUUCCCCUCUCGGCAGAGUCUUUGGCCCCGUCUCUGAAGAGGACGCCAUCGCCUCCGUAAGCGAGGCAUUCCGCCUUGGCAUUAACUUCUUCGACACCUCCCCGUAUUAUGGAGGGACGUUGUCAGAGAAGGUACUUGGUAAAGCACUUAAAGCUCUUGGAGCUCCUAGAGGUGAAUACAUUGUUUCAACGAAGUGUGGGCGUUAUAAAGAGGGUUUUGAUUUCAGUGCUGAUAGAGUGACUAGAAGCAUUGAUGAGAGCUUGGAGAGAUUGCAGCUCAACUAUGUUGAUAUACUACAAUGCCAUGACAUCGAGUUUGGGUCUCUUGAUCAGAUUGUGAAUGAGACAAUUCCAGCCCUUCAGAAGCUAAAAGAAGCAGGGAAAAUCCGUUUCAUUGGUAUUACAGGACUCCCGUUAGGAAUUUUUACAUAUGUGCUUGAUCGUGUUCCACCUGGCACAGUUGAUGUCAUUUUGUCAUAUUGCCAUUACAGUAUUAAUGACUCAACAUUAGAGGAUCUGGUCCCUUACUUGAAGAGCAAAGGUGUUGGUAUAAUCAGUGCAUCUCCACUCUCAAUGGGACUACUUACUGAGCUUGGCCCUCCAGACUGGCACCCUGCAUCACUUGAACUCAAGUCUGCCUGCCAAGCUGCUGCUGCUUAUUGCAAAGAGAAGGGGAAAAGUAUUACAAAGUUAGCCAUGCAAUACAGCUUGUCCAAUAAGGAUAUUUCUACUGUUCUGGUUGGCAUGAAUUCUGUUAAACAGGUUCCAGUUCAUCAUCUGCCUUUAAUUGUCUGUUUUUCUCUAAUAUAGAAGUUUUUUUCCCCUAAUAUCAAAGUAUCUUGCUUUCUCAUUGUUUACAAUGGUUAAUGAUUCUGAAAACAUUACCCCAUGUAUUCAAGGUUUCAGGAGAAAUAUCAGAAAACUUCCUCCAUCAUCCAUUCAUGAACAAAUAAACACUAUAUACUUCCUAUCCGGUAAAACACAAUUAUUUUCACUUGAAUGGUCUGUAAGUAACGUAUAGCAUUUUGAUCAUAAUCAGGUCAAGGAGAAUGUAGCUGCUGCAACAGAACUUGCACUCUUUGGAAAAGAUCAACAGACUCUUUCAGAGGUUGAAGCGAUUCUGAAACCAGUCAAGAAUCAGACAUGGCCAAGUGGAAUUCAAAAGAGCUAACACCCUAGGUUGCUGCUGUUGGACCAUGUUAUCAUAUUUACUUCGUUUUUAUUUUCCCAGUCCCCGACAUCGUUGAGUUGACUAUUCAUGUGUGGUGCUGGUAGAAGACUGAAAUCAUUGUAUUGUGAAAAUAACAUAUGCAAGCAAGGAGAAAGGAAGAUUCUGAUCCCUAGAGAGAUGUAUCCAUGUACUUCUACUUCAUAGUAUUAGCUUGGUUUAAAUUCCGAAAAUCCUGUUCUCCAUGGUAUAAUAGAGGGUCCUACCUCUGCGUUCUGUACCAGACGUUUUAUUCCAUGACAUCUUAAUCAAUAAUGAACAAAUUCUGAGUCA